Molecule: messenger RNA, 1236 nt
Organism: Sorghum bicolor (sorghum)
Lineage: Eukaryota; Viridiplantae; Streptophyta; Magnoliopsida; Poales; Poaceae
Product: proline-rich protein 2
Exons: 2
Coding region: 199-999 (266 amino acids)
Source: RefSeq, a predicted model, not a curated record
CUCCUUCAUCACUACACUAGCGAACAGCGGCACUUAACUUCGUUCUGCCGCAUCCGAAUCCGAAUGCUUGGAUUCAGCAGCUCGAUCCUAUAUAAACCCAGGACGGGCUCCCCUCCAUCUCCAUCAAAAUUCACCAGUACCUAGUUAAUUCUUGUGAGCUCGCCGGAAGAAGAACAAGCCAAUAAGCUUCCACUUGUCAUGGGGACUCUGCCUCGCUGCCUGCUCGCUGGCAUCUGCGCCGCCGCCCUGUUAGCGGCAGUAGUGGUCGCCCAUGGUGCCGAGCCCGAGACGGCGUCAAUGGUCGUCGGCUUGGCCAAGUGCGCCGACUGCUCCAGGAAGAACAUGAAACCUGAGGCGGUAUUCAACGGCCUCCAAGUGGCUGUCAAGUGCAAGAACGCCGACGGCGUGUUCGUGACCAAGGCCUUGGGCGAGGUUGACAGGACCGGCGCCUUCAGCGUCCCCCUCGCGGCUGACCUCCUCCGCGAGGACGGCGAGCUGAAGCAGGACUGCUUCGCGCAGCUCCACAGCGCAGCCAACCAGCCAUGCCCAGGACAGGAGCCGUCAUGGAUCGUCCGGUCAGCAACCAGCGAGUACGACGACGACAAGACGAAGAAGACCUUCGUCGCAGUGGCCGGCAAGGUGCACUACCCAUCCAAGGAGUGCGCCUCUGCGUUCCUCUGCUACCAUUUCUUCAAGAAGCACCUCCUGCACAAGAAGCCCACCGUGAUGAGCCCUCACAUCCACAAGAAGCCGGCGGUGCCAGAGUACAAGCCGCCGACAACGACGACGCCUGUGCCGGUGUACCACUCGCCCGUGCCGGAGUACAAGCCGGGCCACCCGACGCCGACUCCGAUCUACCAUCCUACAGCUGAGCACAAGACACAGAACCAUGAGACAGACACUGAGAAGUUCAAGAAGCUCCUCCCCUUCAUCAAGAAGAACCCCUUCUUCUUUCCCAAGUUCCCCAAGUUCCCUGGGGGCAAGGAGAUCAAGGCGUAGAAAAAUGGGUGAGAGACGAAAUGUACUCUGUUCGUCUGCAUCUACUGUUAUGUUAUGUAGUGUCUGCUUGCAUGGAUUAUCAUUACCACCAGCUGGUCUCCCGCUCAAAUAAAAACUUUUGUUACGUUCUGAUGAACACGUAAACCUCGAUCAAACAUGAAUGGGAUUAUUUGGGGUAGGAUUUACUGGGUUAGGCAUGACUUUAUAUGGUCUGUCUGACAGACAUAAUUUUUUUUA